GGUGAAGUGUGGACUCAACAGGUGGGGAACUAAGUUUUAAUGGUCAGCCUAUGUGUAAGAAAUACAACUAUGUUACUAGAAGAAGGCAUUGCAAGUCGCUGUGUAGUGGCAUGUUGAUUGGUACAUGGUGAUACAUGGACUGAGUAUGGUGCACACAACACAUAAUGGAACUGACAGCAUGGGACGGAUUCGUAAACAGACAGACAACAAUAUCGCACAGUAAGGUAACAAGGAGUUCGCUUCGCCAUGUGGAAGAAGAUCCUAGCUGUGCUGUUCGGCGUUGUCAUUGGUUACUGGUUUUAUGAUGACUUCGACCCAGGUAAACUGAAGGGGAAGCGUGUGGUUAUUACGGGUGCGUCUGCCGGGAUCGGGGAGCAGAUAGCGUAUCACUACGCCAGGUUUGGUGCUAACGUUCUGGUGACUGCGAGACGAGGCAGUGUGUUACAGGAGGUGGUGAAGAAAUGUCGGGAGGUCGGAACACCGCAAGGCCGGUACGAGUACGUGAUAGCGGACAUGAGUAAUCUGACCUCCACACAGUACGUCAUCAGAGAGGCUGUUCGACUUCUAGGAGGUAUCGACAUAUUGGUGCUCAACCACAUCAUGGCAUUUCCUCUCGGUGAGUGGCUCGGCUCCCAUGAAAACCUCACACAGUUCUCCAAGAUCAUGGACAUCAACUUCCGCGCAUACGUCCAUCUGUCGUCCCACGCACAGACCCACCUCGAGAAGAGUCACGGAAGCAUCGUUGUCGUAUCAUCGUAUGCUGGAAAAAUAGCUGUGCCCUUUGUGGCUCCUUAUGUGGCAUCCAAGUUUGCACUGGAUGGAUUUUUCAGCACACUCCGGCAAGAGCUCAGACUGCGAAACUGUGAUAUUUCUGUUACCCUGUGUGUCAUAGGGCUUGUGGGGACAGAAAGUGCUUUGAACCAGCUGCGAGUGUUCGGUCAGAACUUCCUGCUGUCCACCCUGUACAUCGCCAGCCCCACAGACACGGCCCUGGCCAUUGUCAAGGGCGGAGCCAGGCGGUCACGGGAAAUGUAUUAUCCUUAUAUGGAAGUGAGGCUUCCAUACCUUCUCAGGGAUUGGCUGCCUGAUGUGAUUGAGGCGAUAACGCGAUACAUGAACACGCCUUCUCACUACAGAUAAUAGUGUCUGUGUUUAGGUGAUUGUUUUACUUCAGGCUGGUUUAUGAAUAUUCAUGAACACGCCUUCUCACUACAGAUAAUAGUGUCUGGGUUUAGGUGAUUGUUUUACUUCAGGCUGGUUUAUGAAUAUUCAUGAACACGCCUUCUCACUACAGAUAAUAGUGUCUGGGUUUAGGUGAUUGUUUUACUUUGGUUUAUGAAUAUUCAUGAACAUGCCUACUCAUUACAGAUAAUAGUGUCUGGGUUUAGGUGGUUGUUUUACUUAAGGCAGGUUUAUGAAUAUUCAUGAACACUGCUUCUCAUUACAGAUAUUAAUGUCUGGGUUUAGGUGAUUGUUUUACUUAAGGCUGGUUUAUGAAUAUUCAUGAAUUGAUGAAAUGGUGGUGGGGACAAAGUUUCUGCCAGAAAGAAAGACAUUUUUGGGUAUGGCGCUAUGAAAUUGAAUAUUUACAAUGUGUGUGCUGAAUGUGAUAGUGGGUAUCAGGGUCUCUCCCAGAAAGAAAAUGUGUUAGGUUUAGGGUUAGGGUUAAGAAAAUCAUACAGUAACAGGGCUGCCAACCAUUACGAUUUAUGCGAUACGAUUACGGCAAAUCCACGUUUUCCUGGGGUUUUGGGGGUUUUUUUUGUAAUAACCACGAAUCACAUAAAUUGGACUCGCCCAACUAGCCGCAAAUGCGCACGGAAGUUUUUUUUGCACGCGCGCAACGCACUUCGGGAUAGACGUAGCUUGUGAAACGACGCCAUUUUGUAAAGAUGUCGAAAAAACGCCAACGAUCAGAGCCAUAUGAACUGUGCAAAGCUCAGAAAAAGCCAAAAGUAGUACAGAAGUAUAAACAGGACUACAGCAAUGAGUGGCCUGUUUUGAAGGCCAGUUCUGUUGGUAAUACUAGUGCAUUUUGCACUUUAUGUCGUGUUGAUUUUUCUGUUGCCCAUGGCGGGAAAAAUGAUUGCCAAAGGCACAUCAAAACGAAGAAACACCAGGACAUCGUUGAGGCCAGCGAUAAAACAAUUCAUAAACAAAUAUCUGGAUAUUUUACACAGCAAAAGGGUUUAUACGACGGGUCACAAUUCACGCAAAAAUUAUUACUCUUUCCCGUUUUUAAAUGUUGGCAGCUAUGCAGUAAUGAUAAAGAGUCAUUAAUUUUGUCAAAAGGUCAAAUUAAAAAAAACAAAUCUGCAAAACAUUUGGGUAUAGUGCCGUACCCAGUUUACCCUCUGGCAAAAAGCCUGGUCAGGAAUAUCAUGCACUGCCAGGAAUAGUACCUCUGUUAUCAUGAUUCACGGUUCAUACUCAGUCUGGAACUCCUUGAAGAUUAUGGAAUUUAUCUUUUUCAUUUUCCAGGUCUUGAAAAAGUAUGGGAAAAAAUACAAUUUUGCGUCAAAAAGUUUUGAAAAAGUAUGGAAAACUAGCAAAUUUUAGUAACUUGCAUAAUGUCGCCCGAACGCGAUCUUCUUUUACACGCAGACAUUAACAUUCAGAAGCUAAUCGGGAGUUUCCAAUUUUAUAUACUUUUGCAGUGUGCAUUUGGAAGUCAUCUAUCUUAGUGGGAUUCGAUUUGUGGGACAUUGCUUUAAUGCAAAUAAUCUAAAAAGUAAGUCUGGAAAAGGUAUGGAAAAAGUAUGGAAAUUUGUUUUGAAGAAGGUGUAUGAUCCCUGAUUGUUCUACAUAAUGGUUUAUGGGAGGGAUACACACUACAGUACUGCCCUGAUAAGCCAAAAAACUGUUAAAUGAAGAAUUAAUGAUUUUAAAGUAAUAACUUUUGUGCCUUUUAUUCAUCUGAUUACAAGUUUUAUUAAGCAGGUAAACAAGUUUGUUUCUCAAAGGUAGUGUUUCUGGAAGGUAUCACUCUGGUUUCACCAUUCAUUAGCUAGCACCCAAUUUUCAGUUACUGCCUUUUAUCUUAGCAGGGAACAAUAGGAGCAGGGUGGGAAGGCAUAUAUGCUUCUUGUAGUGUGUGGGGCAUUUUUCUUUUACACUAUUCUACUGGUUUUAAAAAGGUAAGAAGCUGGUGGGGAUAUCCACACUUUAAACAGACAGGAUAAGAAGCACACACCACCCACAAACGAUUAAGGGAUUUAUCUUUAUUAUAAGAGAGUUUUGUGAAGGGAUAUAACUCCAUGCAAAGGGGUAUAACUCUGAGUAAUUCAUAUGCUAAAUACAUGGGCCAUCUAUGGCCGAUAUCGUCUGGAGUAAACUGGCGGUGUUUGGCUGAUAUUGUUGGAAAGGGUAAAAGCCGAUGAUUUGCCUGUUAAACCAUCAAUGGCCAAUAUCGUCUGGAGUAAACUGGCAGUGUUUGGCUAAUAUUGUUGGAAAGGGUAAAAGCCAAUGAUUUGCCUGUUAAACCAUCAAUGGCCAAUAUUGUCUGGAGUAAACUGGCGGUGUUUGGCUGAUAUUGUUGGAAAGGGUAAAAGCCAAUGAUUUGCCUGUUAAACCAUCAAUGGCCGAUAUCGUCUGGAGUAAACUGGCGGUGUUUGGCUGAUAUUGUUGGAAAGGGUAAAAGCCAAUGAUUUGCCUGUUAAACCAUCAAUGGC
This is a messenger RNA of Gigantopelta aegis, 3671 nucleotides long. Its product is annotated as hydroxysteroid 11-beta-dehydrogenase 1-like protein. Bases 247 to 1140 code for a protein of 297 amino acids. The transcript is spliced from 8 exons. Gene Ontology annotation, molecular function: oxidoreductase activity. Gene Ontology annotation, cellular component: intracellular membrane-bounded organelle. Lineage: Eukaryota; Metazoa; Mollusca; Gastropoda; Neomphalida; Peltospiridae. The record is from RefSeq and is a predicted model, not a curated record.